GAGAGAGGGCAGGAGGGAAAAACACAAGAGAGGAAACCUCUAUCCAAUCUAUUUUAAAACAGCCGCAAUGGACACUAAACCAUCAGUGACAGCCUGCAAGUUCAGUUGAGACAAACUAGGAAAUCUUACCUCUAUUGGAUAAAAAAAACUGAAAGAAGAAAAACCUUUACUUGGUCCGAUGCAUCCAGCUACAGACUUCAACCUUUGCUGAGUCUAGCAAGGAGCCUGAUGACCACCACCAAGCUUUACCAAAUUUUACACAACGCCCAGGUGAAGACUUUGUGUGUGCUAUUGCUGUUGUGUGUCAACUUUGCCAUGGGGGACGUCCGUGGCCCAUGCAGGCACUCCCUAACCAAAGACCAUCUGCUUCAUAUCAAAAGUCUGAUCAACAACCAGCUGCAAAGUGGAUGUUUCAUUACCUACACAUUCAUUGAAAGGGGACGCUUGAGUAAAGUAUGCUACGUCAAGGCAGCUCUGCCCUGGGCGCUAGAGCUGCUCAGUGCAAAUUUCCACUAUGUCUCAAGCUCAGAGAAUGGGAUGAAUGUGCGUGCUCUCAAAGGAUUAAUCCUCAAUAUCUACUCCCAGCAAUGUGCACCCACCAUCAAUGAGGAGGUAGAGGAGGAUCCAGUAACAUUUGAACGGGAGUACCAUGGCUCUCCCAAAGAGGCCUUGCUCAUGGUGCAGGAGGUGCUGGUCCUCUACCUGGACAUCAUCACCCACAGCAGAACACCUGUGGACUGGAACUGCGAGACAGAGUAUGCCCAGCAGGAACCUUUGCAGGCACCUGCUUACAGCCGGCCAAGCACAGAGGAUCCUGCUACGGAAAAGCUGGAGAGAAACUUCAGGAAUGAGACUAGCCAAGAUCUACACAACUUCUACAAGCUUGGAUUUAUUGCCAUGACAGCAUGUUGUGGAUUACUUCUACCUAUCACAGUCUGCAGCUUCAUAAAACACAAGAAACUUCAAAAUAAUCUUCAAAGAAUCCAGGUCAUGGCACAUGAAAGGUUCAACCCAUAUCAGCACAGCAUUGAGUUGCAGGAUUUAUCAGGUUUGCCACGAUUACAUGCAUGAGCUUCCAGCCAGGCCAAGCACAUGGAGGAGAAGAAGUAGGAAGGAAUUAUUUUCUCGCUUUCUCACGGACUACUUUGAGGACUGACACACUUGCCAGAACUAAGACAUAAAUAUGAGUCUUUCUACUUUGAGAGUAUAUUUUUACAAGGAAGAUAUUACUUAUCAUAAAUGCAUAUAUAUAUGUGUGUGUGUGUGUGUGUGUGUGUGUGUGUGUGUGUGUGUGUGUGUGUGUGUG
This is a messenger RNA of Sardina pilchardus (European sardine), 1306 nucleotides long. It is a transcript of the gene csf1b, whose product is annotated as colony stimulating factor 1b (macrophage). Lineage: Eukaryota; Metazoa; Chordata; Actinopteri; Clupeiformes; Clupeidae. The coding region runs from base 229 to 1071 and encodes 280 amino acids. The transcript has 9 exons. Gene Ontology annotation, cellular component: membrane. The record is from RefSeq and is a predicted model, not a curated record. Gene Ontology annotation, molecular function: growth factor activity; cytokine activity.